Gongylonema pulchrum is the source of this 240-nucleotide messenger RNA. NCBI's taxonomy places the organism in Eukaryota, Metazoa, Nematoda, Chromadorea, Rhabditida, Gongylonematidae. The record is from the annotation of a GenBank genome assembly.
AUGGGUGAUGAUUUAACAUGUCACGUGCAGUCACUUAGCGAAGACAAAGAUCAAACCCAGCAUCAGUCAUCUCUGGAUGAGCUGGUUGACCGCAGUAAAUUGGCACUUGCAGUUGAUUUGUCUACAUUUUUCGAGCGUUCGCCAUGUGAUGAAAAAAUUCGUAAGCCAGUUCCGCUUACAUCGAACAUUACAGUCACUUGUUGUAAGCAGUGCUGUGGCAAUGAAAUUAAGUUGAUUUAG